CUCGUCUCUUCCUCCCCAAUGUCGUCCUCAUCGACGACCGCUUGUUCGAGGUCGCCCUCGCCCUCUCCCACCACUCCGGAAGCGUCCGAUAUGCGCGACCCCAUCAUGAGCCAGGAGGAUUUCUCCGCCUGGUGCAAAUCCCUCCCUAGCACCGAAUUCCUCAUCAGCAGUCAGUUGUCCUUUGGAGAACACUCCCGCAAAGUAGAGGAGAGGCCCUCGUUAAAUCUGGAGGAUUUGCUGCAGGAGCAUGUGUACUCGGACGCUACUCCCGCUGCUCUGGACGUUCCUGCAGAGUCAAUGUUCUGCCCUGUUACCAGUCCGGCAUCUCAGAACACCUCUAUCGCUAGCACUAAACCGGUACCCCCACCUGCUCAAAUACGCAAAGACCCGCCCGCGUUGCAGCGAGUCGUGUUUCCGGAGAAAGAGUCUUGCUCAAAUCUUCCUAUCAUGUUUCCGAGUCUGCCAGAAGGGGGAACGAAGUCUCGCGUUGAGACGCAAAUUCGUCUCACGGUCGACCUAGCCCACGCUAGUUCUUCCUCUGGCGAGUCGCUCAAGUACGACAAGGUUGGGAGUUGGAAGUGGUUGAGAUUGCCGAAGGGCACCACGACCAAGAAGAGGACUCGCAAAGAGGGCAAAGUUGAUGCUUCAACGGAAGACACUCUCUAUCUCUCAGCGGAGAUUACGUGUGCAACUCCUCCCCACACGCGAGUGUCCGUCUGUUCCAGUUGUCAAACACGCGAGGCCAAACGUGUCGCGCGCAAGAUUGCUGCCCGAGUUCGGCCUGCGCGCUCCGAUUCCGACUCGCAGGAAGAGCCCCGUGUGAUUCCAGGCAAGGGCAAGCACGAAGACACUUCCAAUAUCCUUCAGUUCAACUGUCCCGAAGUCCUUGACUUUUCUUCGGGCUCUGUCAUCCUCCCGCUACGGAUUACAUGUUAUUGCCGGCAUCACCGCGAGAAGGUAGGCUUCAACCUGCAUCUCACGAUGCUUGACCACACUGGUCGUAUCGUCGGCACCGGAACGACAAAGCCCAUCAUGAUCACCGAUGAUCAUAAGAGCACUGGUGUGAAUGCACAGAAAACGAGCAACGAGUUUGGUGCGAAGUUGGACUGGACCGUCGCCGGCACGGAGUCGCAAGGUGUCACCAAGCGAAAGAAGGUGACCAACGGCACUGAUCGCUCGAAGAAGCGCGCCAAGCCGUACGACGCCAACGGCAGGGUCUCGAAACUUCACAGACAGAGUAGCAGUGGCAGCCUUCACUCGCCGUCCGAGAUGACCUCUGCUUUCGCGACGAGAGCGUCGUCGCCGCUGCAACAGACAACACACUUGGCGCCUUUGCAUAUCGUUACCUCUGUGGCUUCAUCUCCUCCAUCGACCUUCGACUUUGAGGCCCCGUGCUCCUCUGUCUCCGUCAAUCCUGAUGCGCUCGAUAGCUUAGCGUCGACGGCGGUGACUAGUCCUGAUCUGGCAGCCUUUGACUCCAAUGGCUCCAUUGCCGAUCUCUUGAACACCACUUUCGACGUCGACAUCCCUAUGCCAGAUUGUGGCGAGCUCGAGUCCCCCAUUUCCUCAUACCAGGACUUGUCACAUCCUUCUUUCGUGCACCAUCCGCCUUCCAUUCCGGCACCGCAUGCAGCUGUCGAGCCCGUGAACCUUACCGUUCCCGUACCGGCUCCAGCUGUUUCUAUGCCAUAUAUGCUGUUCAAGCACGGUCCUUCGCCUAUCAGCUUGCUCCCUCCUCGCAUUCAUCGGCUCAUUCCUGCCGCCGGACCGACUUUCGGCGGUAUCGAGGUCACUGUUCUCGGUGCCAACUUCCACCCUUCUGUGCAGCUGAACUGCGUCUUUGGUUCCACGCCUUCGACGUCGACACAGCGCUGGAGUGACAACACACUUGUCUGUAUCUUGCCGCCGAGCGUGAGUCCUGGCCAGGUCCACGUAUGGUUCGAGGGCAUGCCGAAGGAAGAGGACGGUACGCCGCCGUGUCUCUUCACGUACACGGAUGAGACGGAUCGUGCUUUGAUGGAACUGGCGCUUCAGGUCGUUGGCCUGAAGAUGACUGGUAAGAUCGAGGACGCCAGGCAUAUCGCCAUGCGCAUCGUCGGCAACACAGGAGGUCCCGAGCCUGAGCCUCAUAUCGGCAUGUCCGCCGGCGGUGCAAUGCAGCUUUCUUCACACUUGCUUCUCGGUCGCGCAGGUGACAACGGCGACUUUGAGAGGGUCCUUCUCGACUUCCUCGCACUCCUAGACGUUCCCAUGGCCCACGCCUCCGCCACAAGCAUGGCUGUUAUCUCCAAGCAGACUGCUAGCGGUCAGACGCUACUUCACCUUGCGACGCUCGCCAAGUUCCCAUCGCUCGUUAAGUUCCUCCUUUCACAGGGCAUCGAUAUCGACGCGCGCGAUUUGAAUGGCUGCACGGCACUCUUCCUUGCUGCGCUCACGAACUCGACGGAGUGUGCGCGCGCGCUCGUCGAUGCCGGUGCUGCACUGGAUGUUGUUAACGCUGCCGGCAAGACGCCUGCGGAGGUCGGCCCGGUGGGCUUCUUCGACUUCAUGGCUUCGGAGAGCGAACGCUCGUCUGAGAGCGGGGCUCACGAUUCGGACGAUGGUGCUUGGGGCGACGUUGAGGAGGAAUCGGACUGCGAGGCUGAGCGUCGCAACAUGCUCCGGCGGAGAACGGGUCGCAGGCUCGGUCGACCAUUGAAGUCGCGCUUUGCUGACGUCUCUCCUGCCUCUGAGACGCUGUCGUCGUCAGAAGCAAUACCCAAAACGUCGUCGGCCACGGCGGAGAAGAAGGCGCUCGAAGCCGGGCUCGCUGCUGCUGACGAGAAGCAAGCUGCGGUGACGUUCACGGAGAAGUUCCACCGCACCCUCGCGCAGCUCCAGCACCCGCAAGGCAUGAUCCCCGCGAUCCCCAACAUCCCUUAUCUCCAGAUGCCGAAUAUCCCCGGAAUCCCCACCUGGGGCGCUCUUCCGCAAAUCCCCGCAGUCUUUCCGGUCCUCGUGCCGAUCCCGCAGCUCUGGGGUGACCGCAGGGCCCGCGGCGGCGCACCUGACAAAGCGGACACGGGCGCUGAGGGCAACGGCCAGGUCAGACUUACUUUCGCGAAUGCGAUGGACUGGAAGGCGUCCUGGGAGAAGUGGAUACAGCAGGCGAUGAGGGUCCAGGGCAACCAGGGUCACGAUAACGAUAACGCGCCACCUCCAGCUUACACCCCGCGCGGGACUGACGAAGCGAUUGACCCAACGACGUUCAACUCGGACGAGAAGGGGCCGAUGCCGAAGCCUCAGCAUGCUCCCCAAGCUGAGAGCAAAGCGGCGGCGACGGCGGCCGCUGAGAGGAUUGUGAUGCCUGCCCCUGCGCCUCGCCAGGUGGGCUACGGUGUUGCCGCGAUCCCGGAGGAGGAGGUGCAGCUGUAUGGCUAUAGGCCGGCGCGCAAGCCCGCUCGUCGGGCUCAGAAGAAGCAUGACCGGAUGCUCGUGCUCUUCUGGAUUCCCAUCUUGAUUAUCGGCCUCACUUGGACGUUCCUCCAUGCGUUGAGAAUCGCCCUCCAUGCAACGAAGGCAAUCGUUACGCUCAAGGUUGGCCUUCAUGCAUAAGGCGUAGCAUGACAUCGAGUUUGUUCCGGAAGCAAAAUGGAGCAGGCAGGUCUCUCCAGUCGAGACACGCAGUGCGUCGGAUGUAUCAUACAACGCUUGCUUAUCGUUGGACAUUGUCAAUAUCGAUAGUACCCCUAGGAUCGUAAUUAACCUGUGUCAGGAUGACUCGUUCAUUCCCUUUUUUUUCUUCGUCUAUGUCACGACUCGUCUAGACCCGGAGAUCUCACAUAUAUGUCGCUGCGAUGCUCUUUCCUUGCUCAAAGUUUCUUCACUCCCUCCGUUCGUUUUCUCCUCUCCUUCGUCGUCGUCGUCCUCUCCGAAUGUCCCCCUCGCUAUACGACUGUCUAUCUUACGCUGAAUCCUGACUCUCUCGCCUGAAUGUUUCUAUACAAAACGUGUACUAGACCUAUGUCAACAGAUAAUACAACCAUGCAGCUUAUCCACGUACUCCCCUUCGCGGCAGGACGAUUGUAAGAGUGCGGGAGCUUGUGGAGUGGUUCGGACACAACGUGAAUAGUAGAUGCCUCUCGCUCACCUUCACAGCCCGUUAGUCAAGCACAUAAGCCCACUUCCUCUUUGUCACACCAGAGGACUCCGUAGCAGAGAGGAAAAGGCAGUCGCGGGGGGAAGCCGGGGUGCACAGCUGGCCUGCACAUGUACUUCGUUCAAGCUUCGGACGACUGAUUGUUGCGGUUAAACAUCAAUGAGCUUUGUGGGACGACACUGCGUGACUCAAGCACUGGAUCUCGAGCUCGCACAUCACCAAACAGCGCGGAGUACUUUGGCGCGAGCGUGCUACUUAGCUGCC
This is a messenger RNA of Dichomitus squalens LYAD-421 SS1, 4402 nucleotides long. RefSeq lists its product as uncharacterized. Gene Ontology annotation, molecular function: protein binding; transcription coregulator activity; double-stranded DNA binding. The record is from RefSeq and is a predicted model, not a curated record. Gene Ontology annotation, cellular component: nucleus. Gene Ontology annotation, biological process: regulation of transcription by RNA polymerase II. The coding region runs from base 19 to 3594 and encodes 1191 amino acids. The transcript has 7 exons. Lineage: Eukaryota; Fungi; Basidiomycota; Agaricomycetes; Polyporales; Polyporaceae.